Molecule: messenger RNA, 2380 nt
Organism: Microplitis demolitor
Lineage: Eukaryota; Metazoa; Arthropoda; Insecta; Hymenoptera; Braconidae
Gene: Ak2
Product: adenylate kinase
Exons: 2
Coding region: 135-890 (251 amino acids)
Biological process (GO): ADP biosynthetic process
Cellular component (GO): cytoplasm; mitochondrion
Molecular function (GO): AMP kinase activity; ATP binding
Source: RefSeq, a predicted model, not a curated record
UGGAGUACAGAGCCCAGUUUAAUCGUAAAAUUUUACUGUACUAUUUCUCAUCGUUGAUCAAUCACGUUUUCACUUUAAGUGAUAGCUGACGACAAAUAAAUUAUUUAAAAAGUUUAAAUUUUUGUGGUUUUAAAAUGGCACCGACUGCUGAAGUUAUUCCGAAAGAACAAUUAGAUAAAUUAGAAAAACCAUCAAGAGGCAUCAAUGCUGUUUUACUUGGUCCACCUGGUAGUGGUAAAGGAACACAGGCUCCAUUAUUUAAAGAAAGAUAUUGCGUAUGUCAUUUAUCAACUGGAGACAUGCUGAGAGCAGAAAUAGAAUCUGGCUCAAAGCUUGGAGCGGAGUUGAAAAAAAUAAUGGACGAAGGAAAGCUGGUCAGUGAUGACCUGGUUGUCAAUAUGAUAGACAACAAUUUAAAUAAACCCGAAUGCAAGAGAGGAUUUUUGUUGGACGGGUUCCCUAGAAGUGUCCCGCAGGCUGAGAAGCUCGACGAGAUGCUGCAGAAGAGGAAAGCCAAGUUGGACGCCGUCGUAGAGUUUGGUAUCGACGACAAUCUGCUGGUGAGAAGAAUUUCCGGGCGACUGCUUCAUCAACCCAGCGGCAGGACUUAUCACGAGGAGUUCGCACCACCAAAGGUCCCUAUGAAGGAUGACAUCACGGGGGAACCCUUGACCAGGAGGUCAGAUGACAACGCGGAAGCGCUAAAGAAACGGCUGGUCACUUAUCACACCUCGACCCAGCCACUGGUUGACUACUACGCGCUCCAGGGUAUUCAUAACUACGUAAAUGCCGCGAAAUCCAGUGCACAAGUCUUCAAGGACAUUGAUGGUAUUUUUAUGAAUGCCAUAAAAAGUGAUCAGAGCAAAGGCUUCUUCAGUAGAUUCUUCUAAUUGUCUGAUAAUUAUUUUUAUUAAUCAGUAACUUGACCUUGUUUAUUUUUCAGUUUGUUUUAGAAGACAGCAAUAAUUGAUAAUUGUGCAGGCUUCAGUAUUUUUUUUUUUUUAAUUACAAUCAACAGUCUCAAAGUUAAUUUUAGUUAAUUAAUCUUCAAAAGUUUUUGUUUUUCAACUUUGUAAUUAUAAUUACUGUUAAUUACUUUGUAAUUAUAAUUACUAACAAGUUUUAUUAUCAACUUGUCAAUUUUUUUUUUUUUAAUUAAUGAGCUUUGAUUAUUUUUUUUUAAUUUAUAAACAAGAGUAAAUAAUUUUGAUAUUUUUUUUAUUAAUAUCGUUUUUAUAUAAAAAAAAAUGUACAUAUAUAUUUGAUUAAUAAAAAAAUAUGAAGAUGCAUAAUUAUUAUAUUUGAAAUUAAAAAAAAAAAUAAGUAAUUAAAUUCAAUAAUAUAAAAGUAAUAAUUAAAAAUAAUGAAUCCAAACGAAUAGUACUUUAAUGUAAUUAAGGUCAAGUUGUAGUAGAGUAAUUGUUAUCAGACUUGAAAAGAAAAAAAAAAUUAUUUUUCUUGUUAAAAGUAAUUAUUAGUAAUAUAUCUAAAUAUUAUAUAUAUUUACAGUCAGGGCUUAUAUAAUUAAUUAUUCAAGGUGAUUUGAUUAGCAACUUUGUUCAUAUCCUAAUUAAUAAUAAUUAAUAUUAUUAAUUAUAUAUAUAAAUAUAUAUAGAUAUAUACAAAAAAAAUGGAUUUUUUGGCGCAAAAAUUUUUUUUCUGCUCCAAGAAAAUUUUCUUUUUAAUUUAUAAUAAAAAAAAUUUUCUUGCGCCAAGAAAUCAUUUUUUUGUACAUAUAUUUAUAUAUAAUAGUAUUUAAAAGUUCUUAGAAUGGCAGUGUCAUAUUCCAAUUAGUACAAAUGCACUAAUAGAACAAAUUUACUCAUCAAUUAUAUAAUUUUUUAAAACAUAAUAUUUUUAUUUCUACUCUCACACAAAAUAUAUGAUACAUUACAUAAGUAAUCUGUACUAUUGGUGCUUAUCAAUUAACGAACUAAAGUAUUCAACCAAUUAUUUAAAAGCCUGUAAAAUUAACAAAUAUUUGCGCACAUAUUUUUUUAACGUAAUCAGCAAUCAGUGGGUUAAGAAAAAAUGAAUAAAUUUACUGCCGCUUAGCUGUCACAUUCAAAGUAUCGUUGGCUGUAGAAUUAAAACGAAUAUGUAAUUAAGCAAAUAAUUAAUGAUAACAAUAAUAAUAAUAACAACAAAUCACCGUUAUCAUUUAAUAUUAAAUGAUCUAGCAAACGCCUAAAUGUAAAUACGACAGAAUAUUUUAGAUAAAAAAAAAAAAUAUAAAAAUGUGGAACGAAUAAAAUUAAAAAUCUAGACUAGAUUAGACUAGACUAAUUAACUCUUAAUCAAGAUAUCUGUUUGAUGACGCAGAUUAUUGUAACGAAUGAGAGUGAGGACUAAUAAAAGUUUAUUAAAACUUGAAAAUUCA